UAUACAAUAUCAGUAAAAUAACCACACAAGUAAUGCAUAUUUGUUUAUUAGUUCACUUGAUCAAAGAGAAUUAUCGACCUAGCUGUUCUUCAAGUGGUUUAUGUUUAUCAUCUCAGCGUCUUUUGUAAAUUAAGAUAAAAUUACAAAUCUUAUGGUAAACAAUUUGCAUAUGGGAUGUGAUUUGCCUUACAUGGUAAAAUAUAAUCCGAAAUUCCAAGGAUGCACACAACUAAAAUGUCAGGAUUAGGUGUCACAUGUUUUUAUCUAUAUGUAGUCUGUCUUGUACAGAUGACCGAAGGUGACGCGUUCAUAUCCAUCAGGUUCGUGACCUUUCAUAACCCCAGAGGACUGGGCAGUAAUGGUCACUGUUGUGAGGGGAAGUGGGGCAUUUGUCUGAGCGCUUGUGAUCACAGCUUUGAGAUUUGUUUGGAUCAGAUGGACGGCACAAUAGCUAACUAUAAAAGCUGCGCCUUCGGAUCGACGAAUUCUGGAGAAAUCAGCGACAAAAACGACAUCACGUUUGGAAGCAAAAUUGGACGUCUGGCCAAUCCUAUCGUCUGGAAACUUGGUCUUUGGCCGGGCAGUGUUCUGCUCAAGAUCAACGUGGUGGACGUCGAUGACUCAAAUAACAACGAUCACGUGGCCUAUCUCAAUAGGCAGCUCAGUAUACAACCCUUGGCCAACCACCAGGAAACAAAAUUCUGGCUGACGAACCGUGUUAGAUACAACCAACAUGACAUUAUUUCGGCCGGGGACUUUAAUUUCGUGGAAGACAAAUUAGACAUUGCAGGACCAAAAAUGACAUAA
Physella acuta is the source of this 807-nucleotide messenger RNA. RefSeq names its product neurogenic locus protein delta-like. Lineage: Eukaryota; Metazoa; Mollusca; Gastropoda; Physidae. Gene Ontology annotation, biological process: Notch signaling pathway; multicellular organism development. The record is from RefSeq and is a predicted model, not a curated record. Gene Ontology annotation, cellular component: membrane.